AAACAAGAGAAAUUCCUACAAUUAACAAUUUUGUCAUGAAUGCUGUUGGAAUUACCAAAUCUUCAACUGGAGAAGAAUUUGCUGUCCAUAUUGUUGCUUUCUAUCCAAGAGACCCUGAUGUAAAGACAAAUUUACAAAGGAUAGAACCAAACCAAUUCUCUCGGGUGGGAGGGAAAUUUAUGAUUAAUGACACAGAUGUGGACAAUUCGAAUGUGAAGUUCUUAAAGGUGAUGGCGACGAAUUUAACAAUCAUGGAACUUGAGAAUGAAAAAUUAGAACCAUCAGACAUUGUUGUAACAAUGACUGCAACAGCAAUGAACCAACACGGAAGGGAUGA
This is a messenger RNA of Entrophospora candida, 337 nucleotides long. The record is from the annotation of a GenBank genome assembly. NCBI's taxonomy places the organism in Eukaryota, Fungi, Glomeromycota, Glomeromycetes, Entrophosporales, Entrophosporaceae.